Messenger RNA from Rhincodon typus (whale shark), 4091 nucleotides. It is a transcript of the gene pigv, whose product is annotated as phosphatidylinositol glycan anchor biosynthesis, class V. The coding region runs from base 1581 to 3002 and encodes 473 amino acids. The transcript has 4 exons. Gene Ontology annotation, molecular function: GPI mannosyltransferase activity; alpha-1,6-mannosyltransferase activity. Lineage: Eukaryota; Metazoa; Chordata; Chondrichthyes; Orectolobiformes; Rhincodontidae. The record is from RefSeq and is a predicted model, not a curated record. Gene Ontology annotation, cellular component: mannosyltransferase complex; endoplasmic reticulum membrane. Gene Ontology annotation, biological process: GPI anchor biosynthetic process.
UGAUUAGAUAAUUUUAUGGUGGUUACGAUCCUGUGGAGAACUGUGUUUUUGAAAUAGUGCCGUGAGAUCUUUUAUUGAAGGAGAAUGUGGAACUUAGUUUAAUAUAGUUUUGAAGAUAGGCCCUUUAGUGUAGCAGUCCCUUGGCACUGCAAUGCUUCCUUUGCACUGCCCGUUGGACUUGCAUAUAUAGUACAAUUUGCAGCAUAGAAACAGAUCAUGCGACCCAGCUCGUCUACGCAGCUGUUUGUGGUCCCCCCCAAACCCUUUACCACCUCCCUUCAUCUAACCAGUAUAUCCUUCUGAUCCUUACCCUCUUUAUCAAGCUUCCCCUUAAGUCGAUCUUUUUAUUCACCUCAACUACUUUGUGGCAGUGAAUUUCAAGUUAGAUUUAUUAAUGAUGGUCUUUUAUUUAUGGUGGUUAAAUCCUGCAGAAGUGUAGAUGUAAGUAUCUGCUCUCUCAAACCCUUUCACAAACCUUCAAAGCAGAGAAAUACAAAUCGAUGAUAUUUCCAUAAAGAGGAAAGAUGGGCAAUCCAAAGCCAGGCGUUCUUUGACAGGAAAUACACGUUAAAAUAAAACUGAAAAAGGAGGCAAAUGUCAAAUAUAAAAACACAAAAUCAGGCAAUGGGAAACUUGGAAAAAAGAAAUAAUAACAAAGAGCAUGGGAAAAGGUUAGCAGGCAAUGUGAAAUGUGACAUUUGUGGUGAGAAAGCUACUAGAAACUAUUAUCAAGCAUAAAAUUAAUUCUGAUUUGAAGCUUGGUCAAAUUUGUCGGUGAGCGUAGUGAUGGCAGGUAUCAGUGGGACAUCAACUGAUCCAACAGGAAGAAACGUGAUAAAUGCACAUUAAUGUAAACGAGCAUGAAGAGAUGCAUUUUGGGAAGAAUAACAAGUGUCUAUAAUCUAAAAAUCUAUCUUUCAAGGGAGAAAAAAUGCAAGAACAGAGGGACCCCUGUGUGUGGAUCUUUAUAGAUUACAGGUCAAACUAAUAAAAUGUGGAAAUUGGGUUAAUUUCCUUUUAAUAGGGAUAGUGUGUGCAGAAGCUCGAAACUAGUAAAACUAAACUUUUACUAAUCACUGCUUAGGCCUUAACUGCAGUAUUUUCUAUAGUUCUGGAUCCCACACCAGGAAGUUUAUUAGUGACUUAGAGUACAGAGAAGGCUUGCCAAAUGAUGCCAGGAAUGAAAGCUUGCAGUUGCAUGGAGAAAUUGAGAAACUGUUUUCUUCAAUAUUGUGGAGUGUGAUAUGGUUUGGGAAGAGUUGAUGGCAGAAGGAGUUCAUGUGAGAUUGAGGCUCGGGAGGUGUGGAGAUGGUAUGAAUCACUACUUUUCAUGAGAAGGAGAAGCCUCACACUUUGAAUCAUGUUUAAUUUUUCUGCUGAUAAUGUAAUUCUGUUUUAGAUCCUGAUUGUGUUGUCAGUGUUUACUGUCUCCAACAUUUUCUGCUGUGACUUUGUUCUGGGAUAUUCCUGUUAACAUUCUGUAAUCCAAUCUGUGAUAAUGAGAUGAUAGCAGUUGCUUGCUGUCAGUGUGCAGGGGAUCAGUGCUGUGAUCUGGAUUGGAGACCUACACCAGGAACAUCAUGGCAUCUGACCUCCAGUUGGUUGUGCACUUUGCCAUUUGUUCUAGAAUCCUGUCCAUCCUUUUCCAGAUGGUGUUUAAUUAUGUGAUACCUGACCACAGAGCAGAUGCCUUUCAAGCCCCCCAACUACGCAAUUUAAGCAUCAGUGACGAGGUGCUGGAGAUCCUGUUAAGUGGCUUUUCUCGCUGGGAUGCACAGCACUUUCUGUUUAUAGCAGAAUUUGGAUACAUUUAUGAGCAUAACUUUGCUUUUCUGCCAUUGUUUCCGGUGUGCCUUCGGGUAGUGGCAGACUUGGUGCUCAGCCCCCUACAACGCUUUCUCAAUCUCCACAGUCGACUGCUGCUUGCAGCAGUGUUGCUGAAUGCUGUGAUCUUUGUUCUGUCAGCUGUUGUUUUGUACCAUCUGGGUGUUGUUGUGCUCCGGGAUCGCAGGCUGGCCUUUCUCUCCAGCCUUCUCUUCUGCCUGACCCCAGCCAACGUCUUCAUGUCUGCAGCUUAUUCUGAAAUACGCUCCAAUGGCAUUGUAAAUGCAGGAUUUCUGCUUUACUCCCAGCUGAGGGUUUGCUCUUUGUAUGUGAGACACAAGACAAAGGUUAUGGAAAAGGACUCGUACAGAUCAUGGUUGAAUCUGAUCCUUCGAUCUGUGCUCUUAGUGGCUGCAGGAACGGCGAUGAUUGUGCUGCCCUUUGUACUUUUUCAGUAUUAUGGAUACCUGACAUUCUGUAAGUCAACUGUGAAUCCAGCACUGGACAUUCCUCAGCGUCUGCUGCAGCUAGCUGGCAACAAAGGUUAUCGUGUCCCUGAUAAGGAAACUGAUCCACCUGUCUGGUGCCAUCGCCAAUACCCCAUCAUAUACUCUUACAUUCAGGACACAUACUGGAAUGUGGGCUUCCUAAGAUAUUAUCAACUCCGCCAAUUGCCCAACUUCCUGCUGGCUUUUCCUGUUGUGGCUUUGGGAAUGUGGGCAGCCUGGCAAUAUGUGAUCAUUGAUCCCUGGUAUUGUGUACAGUUGGGUCUGACCCGCAGAAAGCUGUUGGAAAAGAUUGAACAGGAUAGCAAACUAUACUCCAGCUUCCAUACAGACCGAGUGUUUGUCUACGUCGUUCAUGCAACUCUACUGCUGGUAUUUGGCAUUUGUUUCAUGCACAUUCAGGUUCUAACUAGAUUCCUAGCCUCCUCCUCACCCAUCUUGUACUGGUUCUCUGCUCAUCUGCUCCAGAAAGUGGAGCCUGGACAUUUGGCUCAGGAUUCUGCUACCUCCAUUUACUGCAACAAGUUUGGGAUCUUUCCCAGAAACCAGCUCACUACUUUGCUGCAGGACUGGAGUGGCUACAGUCUAACUGCCCGCUGCAUCCUUGGAUAUUUUUUGCUGUACUGGUUACUUGGACUUGUCCUACAUUGUAACUUUCUCCCAUGGACUUGAUCACUGGGGAAGCUGCCUCAGCGCUGCCUGGUUCUUCCCACCUGUUGGUCUGCUGUAUUUCUAGAAUAGAUCCUCCUCAUUCUCUUCAAUGUAAUCCACGCUUUCCUGGCAUGGGGUGUGCUGUUGUGAGGAUUGAGAUCUGGGCCAAUAAAAGAAUAUUAGAAAUUGUAUCAGGAGUAGGUUAUAUGGCCCCUUGAGCUUGCUUCACCGUACUUUGUGAUAAUCCAUCACCCUAGCUCCACUCUCAUAUAAAAUUCUUGUAUCUUUAGAUUCACUUGCAAUCCUCCUCCAGUAAGGGGACCAAAUGUGUAUGCAGUAUUCUAGCUGCGGUCUCACUAAUACCUUUCAGAGUUGCAGCAACACUUCCCUCCCUUCAUACUCUAGUCCUUUAGCAAUAAAUGCCAAAAUUCAAUUUGCCUGCCUUUUGUACCUGAACACUGGUUUUGUGAUUCAUGCACAAGGACACCCAGGUCUCUCUGCACUGAAGCACUAUGAAGUUUAUCUCUAUUUAGAUAAUUUGCCUUUCUACUUUUCCUAACAACAUGGAUUACCUCACACUUAUCCAUGUUAAACUUCAUUAGCCAAAUUUUGACCCAUUCAUUUAACUUAUCUAUAUUCAUUUGUAAAUUUCUUAUUUCUUCGUUGCAUUUCUUAUUUUCUUAUUUUCCCACCUAUUUCAGUGUCUUCUGAAAAUUUACUGUAAUACCUAUAAUAUCCCUGCAUCCAAGUCACUAAUAUAAAUUGCAAAUUUGCAGUAUGCUGUGGCACCCACUAGUUACAUCUUGCUAAUCAGAAAAAGAUCCAUUUAUCCAGACUCUGCUUUCUCUUAGUUAGCCAGUCCUCUAUCCAAGCGAAUAAAUUACCCCCAACCCAUUGUGACCUUAUAUUGUGUGGCAUGUUAUCGAAUGCCUUCCAGAAGCCCAAAUAUACUAUAUCUACAGGAUCCCCAUUAUGUGGCUGGCACGGGAAGGUGAGUCAUGGACUGGGGGAAGGCAAGACCUCGAGUUUAAGCCCAGUGUGCUCUGGAGGCUAGGUGCUGGCACGGAUGGGAGUGAAACGACUAUAAAUAGAGUAUUUUUUUUCUUUUUA